GUUUGGGCCCGGUGUGCCGGUGAACAGGUUCAAGGAAGCCCCGCAUCGGUGAUCAUCGUCGAUCUGCUGCAACAAGCGACGAUGCCGAGCGUGCUGUUGGAGAGAUACGGUACAGCUGGGGUGAGCGGCGACGAAUUGAGGAACCUGUCCUUCUCAGGCCUGUCGAAACCGUGCAGCGCCGGAUCGCUGGUCGAAGUCGUGAUUACCGCUCACGGCGAUGCCAAAGGCAAAAUAGUCGUUCACGCGCUGCCGCCUUCUGGACAAAGCACCAAGUGCCAGAUUCACAAGAGGGAAAACGUCUAUACAGCACAGUUUACUCCGUACGAAGUGGGUAAGCGCGAACCGAUGUCGCUGUUUCACUGCGCACGCUUUGCCUGUUCACUUCUGUCGUUGCGCUUAACCCUUCCCUACCCAGUUAAUAAUUUAGCAUGCUGA
This is a messenger RNA of Soboliphyme baturini, 435 nucleotides long. The record is from the annotation of a GenBank genome assembly. NCBI's taxonomy places the organism in Eukaryota, Metazoa, Nematoda, Enoplea, Dioctophymatida, Soboliphymatidae.